This is a messenger RNA of Cynoglossus semilaevis (tongue sole), 1639 nucleotides long. RefSeq names its product flotillin 1a (gene flot1a). The transcript is spliced from 13 exons. Gene Ontology annotation, cellular component: plasma membrane; cytoplasmic vesicle; flotillin complex. The coding region runs from base 186 to 1460 and encodes 424 amino acids. Lineage: Eukaryota; Metazoa; Chordata; Actinopteri; Pleuronectiformes; Cynoglossidae. Gene Ontology annotation, biological process: positive regulation of cell-cell adhesion mediated by cadherin; regulation of receptor internalization; protein localization to plasma membrane. Gene Ontology annotation, molecular function: protease binding. The record is from RefSeq and is a predicted model, not a curated record.
UGUUGUGCUGACGUCACUAGUAGCGUCAUUAGCCGAGGCUGCGGGCUGACGGUAAAUAUCGAUCAGAGCUGGCAGACGUUUACAUCACUUUUCUUCACUUAAAUCAAAACAGCCCAAAUUCUCCGAUAGAAAAACAACCCUUAUUUAUUUCCGGGCAGUCUGAAGGAGAAAAAAGGAGGAGCAACAUGUUCUACACCUGUGGUCCCAACGAGGCGAUGGUGGUGUCAGGUUUCUGUCGUUCUCCUCCAGUGAUGAUCGUCGGAGGUCGAGUCUUCGUCUUCCCCUGUGUUCAACAGAUACAGAGGAUCUCCCUCAACACUCUGACUCUGAACGUGAAGAGCGACAAAGUCUACACUCGCCACGGCGUUCCCAUCUCUGUGACGGGCGUGGCCCAGAUGAAGAUCCAGGGUCAGAACAAACAGAUGCUAGCUGCAGCCUGUCAGAUGUUCAUGGGAAAGUCAGAGCCGGAAAUUGCACAUAUCGCUCUGGAGACGCUGGAGGGCCACCAGAGGGCGAUCAUCGCACACCUGACUGUAGAGGAGAUCUACAAGGACCGUAAGAAGUUCUCCGAGCAGGUUUUCAAAGUGGCCUCCUCCGACCUGGUCAACAUGGGCAUCAGCGUGGUCAGCUACACCCUCAAGGACGUUCACGACGACCAGGACUACCUCCACUCUCUGGGGAAAGGUCGCACGGCGCAGGUUCAGAAGGACGCUCGCAUCGGAGAAGCUCAGAACAAGAGAGACGCCGUGAUCAGGGAGGCCCAGGCCAUGCAGGAGAAAGUCUCGGCCCAGUACAAGAAUGAGAUCGACAUGGCCAAGGCUCAGAGAGACUACGAGCUGAAGAAGGCGGCCUACGACGUCGAGGUGAACACCAAGAAGGCGGAGUCAGAGAUGGCCUAUCAGCUGCAGGUGGCGAAGACGAAGCAGCGAAUCGAGGAGGAGAAGAUGCAGGUGCAGGUGGUGGAGCGCACGCAGCAGAUCAUGCUGCAGGAGCAGGAGAUCACACGCAGGGAGAAGGAGCUGGAGGCCAAGGUGAAGAAACCAGCGGAGGCCGAGCGCUACAGGCUGGAGAAACUGGCCGAGGCUCAGAGGAUGAAGUUGAUCAUGGAGGCCGAGGCUGAGGCCGAGUCCAUCAGGGUCAAAGGUGAAGCCGAGGCGUUUGCAGUGGAGGCCAAAGGUCGUGCUGAGGCGGAGCAGAUGGCCAAGAAGGCGGAGGCGUUCCAGCAGUACAAGGAUGGAGCCAUGGUGGACAUGCUGCUGGAGAAGCUGCCUCUGAUGGCAGAAGAGAUCAGCAAACCUCUGUGUGAAGCCAAGAAGGUGACCAUGGUGUGCAGCGGCGGCGCCGAGGUGGGCGCAGCCAAACUGUCGGGCGAGGUGCUGGACAUCAUGACCCGCCUCCCCGAGGCCGUGGAGAAGCUGACCGGAGUCAACAUCUCCCAGGUGUCCUCUCGUACAGGCUGAAGAGAGUGGAGCAGCAGACCCUCAGUCUGGACUGUUUGUGAACUGCACUUCCUCCCUCGCCCUGCACCGAGCUGAUCUCUGAUCUCUGACCUCUGAUCUUUGACCUCUGAUCUCUGAUCUCUGACCUCUGAUCUUUGACCUCUGAUCUCUGAUCUCUGACCUCUGAUCUUUGACCUCUG